UAAUCUUCUUGACAGAGUUAACGGCUAAUGCUGCUGCAAUGUCGAUGUCUCGAGACACGUCGAAUUCCAAUGAAGUUCCUAUGCAGCAAAGCUUGUUGUUCUCUGAAAGUCUCAAGGACUUGAAAAAUCUGAGAACGCAGCUCUACUCAGCAGCUGAAUAUUUUGAGGUUACCUACACCAAUGAUGAUCAAAAGCAAAUGGUGGUCCAAACAUUGAAAGAUUAUACCAUCAAAGCUCUUGUGAACACAAUAGAUCAUUUGGGAUCAAUGACAAUCAAGGUUAACGACCUUCUGCACGAAAAAGUCAAAGCGACUUCUGGAACAGAGCUCCGGGUAUCUUGCAUCGAACAGAGACUACGGACAUGCCGAGACUAUAUCGACCGUGAAGGGAUUUGCCAACAGUCACUAGUCGUUCAUACGCCCAAGUACCAUAAACGGUACAUCUUGCCAGUCGGAGAGACGAUCAACGGUGUUAACCGAACGAAGUCGAAAUUAGUAGGAUGUGGCCUGGACGAUGAAGAUGACUGGCAUCAGUUAAGGAAUGCUGUCCGCUCUACGAUCCGACAAUCCCCAACAUCUUCAGUCACGGAAACCCCAAUGUUGGUCGGAAAAGGGCAUUCCCCGUCACCUUCUCCACGGCCUCCGCAACAAUCCCCCGUCUUUUCUUUUACGAACACCAUGCCAAAGAAAGAACAAGAGAAGCAAACAGAACUGCCACAUCGGUUUCCGCUUUUACGGUCUGUUUCCGUUAGCAGGCCCAACACCCCAAAUAAGAGCCGAUCGACUACUCCGAUUUCAGCCAGCGCAAUGCAGCGGUAUCCAUCAGAGCCUCGAAAAUCAGCUUCAAUGCGUCUUCAAUCGGAGAAAGAUAUCCACAGAGACAUCGAUCAGUCUCCGGGCAAAAGUAAGAGGCUUCUCAAAGCAUUGCUUAGUCGUCGGAAAUCAAAGAAAGAUGAGAUGCUAUAUACUUAUUUGGAUGAAUAUUGAGAAAAGAGAACUUCAAGGAUGAAGCUAUACAUUUAUAACUAUCUUUAAUAUAUUUUUAUUAUAUAUAUUUGGUUUAAUUUUUUCGAGUUGG
Molecule: messenger RNA, 1077 nt
Organism: Hibiscus syriacus
Lineage: Eukaryota; Viridiplantae; Streptophyta; Magnoliopsida; Malvales; Malvaceae
Product: protein ABIL2-like
Exons: 9
Coding region: 39-986 (315 amino acids)
Source: RefSeq, a predicted model, not a curated record